Ylistrum balloti is the source of this 1056-nucleotide messenger RNA. Its product is annotated as ependymin-related protein 1-like. The record is from RefSeq and is a predicted model, not a curated record. The coding region runs from base 1 to 1056 and encodes 351 amino acids. Gene Ontology annotation, cellular component: lysosome; extracellular region. Gene Ontology annotation, molecular function: calcium ion binding. Lineage: Eukaryota; Metazoa; Mollusca; Bivalvia; Pectinida; Pectinidae. Gene Ontology annotation, biological process: cell-matrix adhesion. The transcript has 10 exons.
AUGAUCACGUUGGCAUUGUUCAGUUUUGUUGGUCUCAUCGCUCUGAGUCUUGGAUCAAAAUGUUGCUCUCCUCCACAAUGGGAACGUGGCGAGCAUAUAGAAGGGACAGAGUUUGUCAACGGGACAAUGUCUCCUUUCCAGGGAACAGCGCGGACAGCAUAUGAUGCAAAGAAUCACAAGUUUAUGACUAAAUUCACAAUGAUGAGAGGCAAGGAACUAGAGAAGAAGCACAUUUUGAAUGACUACUCAACCGGGAUGAAAUAUGUCGUGACGAAUGGCAAAUGUAUGAAGACCGAGCUGUCAGGCCCGUUCCCCGAAGAUUGUGUUCCAGAUGAAGCCUCGGGCGGUUUUCCAAUGUAUUUUGGAGUCGGUGAUAAUAAGAUCAAAGUAACAAACUACAUAUUGACGAGUCCCAAUAGGUCGACGUCUUUACUGGUCACAGAGAACUGUGUUCCCUUUUCUAAUUCCACGACGAGCACAGAAGGAGAAUCUCCGUUUUCUGUUGCUAUUGGAUAUAAUGGGACAACACUCGGUAUUUCUGAUCCCUCCGUCUUCGAUAUUCCUCCUGCAUGUUCUCAUGAUGACCACACCGUCACAGGCGAGACAGCAAAAACUAAUUUCCCAGUCUGUUGUUUUCCUAAACAGAUAGAGUCACCUGGUGGCAGUAUGGGUUUGGUAAAUGUGAACGGCAAAGCACUGAUGCAGCAGGGAGUUCAGUAUACUAUACAGAACGAUGUGUGUAGAAAGAGCCCGCUCACAACUCCUAUGGCACCCGAUUGUACACCUGCUGACGCCACAUUCAAGCCUGUCCUCUUGGGCACUGGUAACAGUACAUUGAAAGGAAGAAUGUAUAACUACAUAGCUGAGGGUGUUAACAUGACAAUUUUUGCGACAGAAGACUGUAUCCCUUUCUCCGAGACAUUGUAUGGACACGCUGGACCAUAUGGUAUGGAUUAUUGGAUGACAAUGGGUUUUUCUGCUUUGACCAUUGGAAUCAAAGACCCAUCUGUGUUUGACGUACCUGCCAGCUGUCGAAAACUGACGACUUCCUACUAA